Messenger RNA from Marasmius oreades (fairy-ring Marasmius), 306 nucleotides. RefSeq lists its product as uncharacterized. The record is from RefSeq and is a predicted model, not a curated record. Lineage: Eukaryota; Fungi; Basidiomycota; Agaricomycetes; Agaricales; Marasmiaceae. Bases 1 to 306 code for a protein of 101 amino acids. The transcript has a single exon.
AUGGAGCUCUCUGAUAUUUAUGAAGUCGGGACAGUCUUGUCACUAGUCAGGGUUGUGAGGUUUGCUGAGGUCGAUGAACUCAAGCUUGGAGAAAGUGUAGACGAUGAGGAAGCGUUUGGAGAUACAGAAGAAGGCUUUGAUGGGUUAAUAGAUGUUCAACAUGCAGACAAUAUCGACGUGGAUUUGUCUAUGAGGGCUCCUAUACUUUGUCUUUCCGGAACCGACAUGUUUGAGGACGAAGCGCACGUAGAUGGUUGUGGUCACGGUAUUCCUCGGGAUGUGUGGGGAACAUUCAGUGUUACUUGA